Pleurotus ostreatus (oyster mushroom) is the source of this 2664-nucleotide messenger RNA. RefSeq lists its product as uncharacterized. The coding region runs from base 1 to 2664 and encodes 887 amino acids. The record is from RefSeq and is a predicted model, not a curated record. NCBI's taxonomy places the organism in Eukaryota, Fungi, Basidiomycota, Agaricomycetes, Agaricales, Pleurotaceae. The transcript has 18 exons.
AUGCCCAACAUAACGACCACACUUCUCAUUCUGACUGUGCUGCUGGUGCUGCUUCCCCCAGAAGCGUAUGCAUUUGGCGCUGGUGAUAUCCCUGAUUUUGCGUACCUCAACGGCAAAGCUUUCCGUCAUGGAGACAUUGAAGGGAUCCUGGAGGAUCUUGUCAAGGUUGCCGGACAUGCAGGCGGAGGAGGACUGAUGGGAUUCGCACAAUCAAUACUGCAAAGUGCGGCUGGUGGCAAGAAAUUCUCAAGGAGCGACAUCAAGAAAGUUUACUUCGGAAACUGGCUCAGAGACUAUUCCCAGGCUAUGGAUAUUGCUGGCCUGAGUAAGCUUACGGGGGAGACUAUUGUGCUUAUCAUUUCCGUGCUGGGAUUUAUGACAUUUGGGUUCGCGACAGAAGAGUUCCAAGUUACCCCUGAACGCCUUGGUGUAUACUUACCAGUCGAACAUAUUGACAAUCCCAAGGGUUACGCGGAGAAGGAAGGUGAUGCACGUCAAUUCCACCCAAAGCUCAGGCCACCCGUUGAAGAUCGCGAGCUCGAGAUCGAUGAACGUACUGGGAUGAAGAAAUAUAUGGCUUCAGCCAAUGAGGGUUUUGAUACGUCUACUAGCUUCAUCAGGCGCACCCUUAAGGCCUGCAUCGAAAAUGGCCGCCGCGCUGGUGGUCAGGAGGGUGGCGACCUUUGGGAGGCCUAUCGUUUACUUGGCACUGGGCUCCACACUUUGGAGGAUCUCCUCGCUCAUAGCAACUGGUGCGAAAUUGCUCUUGUGAAGAUGGGCCAUAGCGAGGUCUUCUGUCAUGUUGGCGACAGCGUCCGGAUUAGAACACCAAACGGAGAGGCGCCUCCCAUUGUUACUGGUACUUUUGGUGGUGCCGAUUUCCUUCACUCCCUGCUGGGCGAGGCCGGAGAUAAACUGAGUCAAUCGAGUGUCACUGAUCUCUCUGCGAAGAUGGACUCCGCUGCCCAUGACGACAGCGAUGACAAGACGGCCACAUUACACGCCAUCCUAUCAAAACUCCCCAUUGGUGGCGGAGAUGAUAAGGCGAACCAAUCGGAGGAAAUGCAGGCUCAAGCGAAGGCCUACAACUUCGAUCCGGAUAACGUUGCCCCACCCGAGGUCCAGAAAAGACUCUUGGAUAUCCUCAAAUGGCGCGAUGGCGUCUAUCGAGAUGUGGUCAGUAAGAUCGAGAUGGUUCCCGGUUUGGCAGACCUCAUUGACGAAUUGACGAACGCCUUGAACGCUUAUGUCUUCACCGUAUUGGCUCCUUACCUUACGCCAAUCCUACAACAAACCACUGGCGUCCUUAACGAAGGUAGCAAGGCCGUUAUCGAUUCGGAUGAUCAAUUUGCUGUCUUCAAUGAUGACAAUGCCUCGGAUCCCUCUCAUAGUAUGCUAUCAAAGGAUCAUUUUGGACUGAUCCUUAACGAGCCAGCCGGGAAGAUCGCGCAAGUUGUAGUCGAACAUACUGUCAAUCUAAUUGUGCAGGCCUGGGGAGAUGAUAGCGAUCCCGAUCAGGUGUUAGACCAGGUCCUGGAGGCAUUCCAUCACCCAUAUUAUGCCACCGGCCGAUCCGAGAUCCAACACAAGAUGUUCGAAACCAUGGAGCAGUGGUUCGGCGGACUUGGCCCUGAUCUCGAAGGUCAAGUGCUCGAGGCACUCUCUAAGGAAAGCGUGAAGAACGGGAAGAACAAGCGAAUUGGCUCGGACACUGAAGAGAUCGUCGAGCCUGGGUACAGUCGCGAGAGUUACGGCGGCGCUGCCGCGGGCCAUGGUCAUGGCGGCCAGUCGGGCGGCAAUUACGGAGGGUCCCGCAAUGAUGGGGGACGCUAUGGACAGACCGGGGGAUCGUAUAGGCCCCAGCACCACCAAGAAAGUCAGGAAGAAACAUACGGUUCUCGCCAUGAAGGAGGGGACGACAGCUAUGGAUCCAGGAGGACGCACGGUGAAUCAAAUGAGGGUUACGGUGGCUCGCGUCACGAGUCUAGCGGGUACCAACCUUCGUAUCAACGUCCGAGCGAGGAAGAAAGCAGUGGGGGGUAUGGACGCCACAGCGGGUAUGGAGGCAACGAAGAGGAAGAACAGCCUCGUCGCCACCACGGCUAUGGUGGAGGUGAAGAGGAAGAGCAACCCCGCCGUCACGGCUAUGGUGGCGGUGGUGAGGAGGAAGAGGAGCCUCGCCGUCAUUAUGGCUAUGGUGGCGAGGAGGAGGAACACUCUCGCCCUCAACGUGUAUACGGCGGCGAAGACUCAUCGUCGGUUUACGGCCGUUCGCAUCGUGGCGGAGAGGAGGAGUCUUCCGGCUACGGGCGCUCCAGUCACGGGUAUGGAGGCGGGGAGGAAGAAACACCUAGCUAUGGGCGUUCUAGUCAUGGAUAUGGUGGCGGGGGAGAAGAAGAGUCUUCAGGGUACGGUCGGUCCCACCGUGGCUACGGUGGUGAGCCGCAGGAGGAAUCGACUGGCUACGGGCGCCACUACGGAGGUCGCGAGGAAGAAUCCUCCGGCUACGCUCCUAGCUAUGGGAAUAGCGAUGAGACGUUUGGAGCCGAGAGACUCAACCUCAACGAGGAAAGCGAGCAUGGAUAUGGUCGUCGCCACCACCGAAAUGAAGAGGCCGAAGAAGAAAGCAGUUACGGCAGGAGCAACUACGACGAAGGGUACUAA